Molecule: messenger RNA, 3760 nt
Organism: Phragmites australis (common reed)
Lineage: Eukaryota; Viridiplantae; Streptophyta; Magnoliopsida; Poales; Poaceae
Product: protein argonaute PNH1
Exons: 23
Coding region: 622-3516 (964 amino acids)
Biological process (GO): regulatory ncRNA-mediated post-transcriptional gene silencing
Cellular component (GO): cytoplasm
Molecular function (GO): RNA binding; protein binding
Source: RefSeq, a predicted model, not a curated record
CACCUGACACUACGGAGUUCCAAUCGAGUAUUAUACAGCUACUGCUAGCUGCCAACCACACGAACAUGCGGUGCACUUUUCAAUAAAAAUCCCCAUCCAUCCCUCGGAUAAACGCCAUCGGAAGCUCAGCCCCCACUGCGCCACUACCUCGCGCCCCAAUUCACCCACCACAACCUAUACAAUUUUUUACCAACCGCACCACGGCAGCGUUGCAGUUGCAGCAGCGCUACUAUCACCGGCAAGAACUCCGUUUCUUCGACGCCUGCCACCUUUGGUAAAAACUGGAGGAAGGGAUUCAAUUCCGCCCUGCUUUUACCGGCCGGUUGGUUUAUUAUCCUGCCUUCGCCUCGCCGGCCGGUUGGUUUAUUAUCCUGCCUUCGCCUCGCAGGUCAAACCUCUCUGCCUGCCGCAUCAGUGCCGUGCCGGUGUAGAGAGGUUCUAAUGCCUUUCUGUCACGGCCUCAUUAAUUCCUCUCGUUUACCUCACCCCGCCUGCUGAGAGGAGGGUGUUUUUUUUUACCGCUGCUGCUUGGAGGUCGGCUGUAACGUUAUAAGGCUUCGCGCAGGCGGCAGGCGUGAACGAACUCGCUCGCUCGCCCGCCCAGUGGACGCGGCCGCGCACAUGCUCGAGGUCCUGGACAUGGCGCCGCCGCCGCUGCCGCCGUCGCGGUGCCAGCAGGGGGCCGCCAAGGGCGGGCACGGACACGCGGCGAGGAGGAAGCAGCCGCUGCAGAGCAGCGUGUCGCAGCCGAAGGUGGAGACGGAGGCGGCGGCAGUCGUGCCGCCGGAGGGAGGCAAGAGGUGCGGGGGCGGCGGAGGGAGGAGGCGCGGCGGGCGCGGGCGGGCCAAGGCGUCUGGGGAACCGCGCGUGGCGCCGGGGUCCGAGCAGGAGCAGAUUCCCGCUCCACGCGCCGUCAUUGGGCCGCCAGUGCCGAGCAAGGGACUGUCGUUCUGCCGGAGGCCGGGGUUCGGGACGGUGGGCGCGCGCUGCGUCGUGAAGGCCAACCACUUCCUCGCCGAACUCCCCGACAAGGACCUCACCCAGUACGAUGUCAAGAUCACGCCGGAGGUUUGUUCGCGGAGCGUGAACCGGGCCAUCAUGGCGGAGCUGGUCCGCCUAUACCGCGAGUCAGACCUCGGGAUGCGCCUCCCGGCCUACGACGGCCGCAAGAACCUCUACACCGCCGGGGCCCUCCCGUUCGACGCGCGUGAGUUCGUGGUGCGCCUCACCGACGACAACGACGGCACCGGCGUGCCCCCACGGGAGAGGGAGUACAGGGUCGCCAUCAAGUUUGCCGCGCGCGCCGACCUCCACCACCUCCGCCAGUUCAUCGCCGGGCGGCAGGCGGACGCGCCGCAGGAGGCCCUCCAGGUCCUUGACAUCGUGCUCCGGGAGCUAGGCAAUCAGAGGUACGUCGCCGUAGGGCGGUCCUUCUACUCGCCGGACAUUAGGAAGCCGCAGCGGCUCGGCGACGGCCUGCAAUCGUGGUGCGGGUUCUACCAGAGCAUCCGGCCGACUCAGAUGGGACUGUCGCUUAACAUCGACAUGUCGUCCACGGCGUUUAUCGAGCCGCUGCCGGUGAUCGAGUUCGUGGCCCAAAUAUUAGGGAAGGAUGUCAUGUCAAGACCAUUGUCAGAUGCUAACCGAAUCAAGAUCAAGAAAGCACUGCGAGGUGUAAAAGUUGAAGUUACUCACCGAGGAAAUGUAAGGCGGAAGUAUCGCAUUUCAGGGGUGACAACGCAACCAACUCAUGAACUGAUUUUCCCAAUUGAUGAUCAAAUGAAUAUGAAAUCCGUCGUGGAGUACUUCAAGGAAAUGUAUGGGUUUACCAUUCAACAUCCCCAUCUUCCAUGCCUUCAGGUGGGAAACCAAAAGAAAGCGAACUAUCUACCAAUGGAGGCCUGCAAGAUUGUCGAGGGCCAGAGAUACACAAAGAGGCUGAACGAAAAACAGAUAACAUCAUUGCUAAAGGUUACAUGCCAAAGGCCUAGAGAACAGGAGAUGGAUAUUCUACAGACAGUUCAUCAAAAUGGAUAUGAGCAAGAUCCAUAUGCAAAGGAAUUUGGGAUCAACAUUAGUGAGAAGCUAGCUUCUGUUGAAGCCCGAGUCCUUCCUGCACCUUGGUUGAAAUAUCAUGAUAAUGGAAAAGAGAAGGAGUGCUUACCACAGGUUGGUCAAUGGAACAUGGUAAACAAGAAAGUGAUCAAUGGAUGCAAGGUGAGCCAUUGGGCUUGUAUAAACUUCUCGAGGAGCGUCCCAGAAGCCACUGCUCGGGGAUUUUGCCAGGAGUUGGCGCAAAUGUGCCAGAUUUCGGGCAUGGAAUUUAACAGUGAGCCCGUGAUACCAAUAUAUUCAGCUAGACCAGAUCAAGUAGUGAAGGCACUUAAACAUGUGUAUAAUAUAGCAUUGAACAGACUCAAGGGUAAGGAACUUGAACUUCUUUUGGUAAUCCUCCCCGACAACAAUGGCCCAUUAUACGGUGACAUAAAACGCAUCUGUGAGACUGAUUUGGGAUUGAUAUCACAAUGUUGCUUAACCAAGCAUGUUUUUAAGAUCAGCAAGCAGUACUUGGCAAAUGUCUCCCUUAAAAUUAAUGUUAAGAUGGGAGGAAGAAACACUGUGCUCCUGGAUGCGAUAAGUUGGAGGAUUCCAUUGGUCAGUGACAUACCAACUAUUAUAUUUGGUGCAGAUGUAACACAUCCUGAGACCGGGGAGGACUCAAGUCCAUCAAUUGCUGCUGUUGUUGCUUCUCAAGAUUGGCCUGAAGUUACAAAGUAUGCUGGGUUGGUUUGUGCUCAGGCUCAUCGGCAAGAGCUCAUUCAGGACCUUUACAAGACAUGGCAUGAUCCUCAGAGAGGCACUGUAACAGGAGGCAUGAUCAGGGAGCUCUUAAUAUCCUUUAGGAAGGCCACUGGGCAGAAGCCAUUGAGAAUAAUUUUCUACAGGGAUGGUGUUAGUGAAGGUCAGUUCUACCAAGUUCUCCUUUAUGAGUUGGAUGCUAUCCGCAAGGCAUGUGCAUCCCUAGAACCAAAUUACCAGCCUCCUGUAACAUUUGUGGUGGUUCAAAAGCGUCAUCAUACAAGACUAUUUGCAAACAAUCACAAAGACAGAAGUAGCACGGACAAGAGUGGAAAUAUUUUGCCUGGAACCGUUGUUGAUUCGAAGAUAUGCCAUCCAACAGAGUUCGAUUUCUACCUCUGUAGUCAUGCUGGAAUUCAGGGAACAAGUAGGCCAGCUCACUACCAUGUUCUCUGGGAUGAGAACAAUUUCACAGCAGAUGAAAUGCAGACAUUGACAAACAACCUCUGCUACACUUAUGCACGGUGCACACGCUCGGUUUCUGUUGUCCCGCCUGCAUACUACGCGCACCUGGCAGCGUUCCGAGCCCGGUUCUAUAUGGAACCAGAGCUGUCGGAGAACCAGACGACGAAGAGCUCCAAUGGGACCAACGGAGCCUCGGUGAAGCCUCUGCCUGCCGUGAAGGAGAAGGUGAAGAGGGUGAUGUUCUAUUGCUGACAUGGAAGGAGACCACUUAACCAAUCACAUGCUGUUGCUAACAUCGUAGAAUUUAGUAGAGAUUAGACUAGCUUUCUCCUGGAAUGGAAGAGUCUUGCAUUUGGAUCCUGAACAAUAUAGGAAUUGACUACCUCUGUAAAGUAUCCAGAAACGCCUGUAUAAUAGUUCUUGGAUCAGAUGGCAUCCAAUCUGACAAAAGGGUCACUAAGAUGGUGUAGAAACCUGCUGAUAUUUUAUAGGUUAA